Molecule: messenger RNA, 1925 nt
Organism: Aspergillus sclerotioniger CBS 115572
Lineage: Eukaryota; Fungi; Ascomycota; Eurotiomycetes; Eurotiales; Aspergillaceae
Product: MFS general substrate transporter
Exons: 4
Coding region: 411-1682 (423 amino acids)
Cellular component (GO): membrane
Molecular function (GO): sucrose:proton symporter activity
Source: RefSeq, a predicted model, not a curated record
AUGGGCCCAUUCCUGCGCUUCUCUAAACGUCGGUCCUUGAAAUUGAAGCCCAACAAGUCCACCACAGCUACUGCUUCUCCGCCCGGGCUUUGAUCUUUCACUAGGCUCGGGCAUCGCACUGCUUCUGUAUUAUCUACAGACAUGGACCUUCGUCGGAGGCUUUGGACCACCGAAGUUGGCCAUGAAAUCUCUUCUUCUGGUCCCCGUCGUCGUGGAUCUCGAUAUCUGCAGGCCUUGACCAGUGGGUUCGGAACGCUUCAAUUCGUUUUCGCCUUGCUGGCCUCAUAUGGCACGGUAAGGAGCUUUAGUGCUUCCCCCCAGAGAUAGGCAGACUCACGCCCCUCGUUGGAGGGUUCAUCAUUAUCAAUUCUUCUUCUAACUCACAAUGGAGACAGGCCUAUCUAUUGUCGAUGGGUAUGAGUCAGUGGGAACUAGGUCUCGCUUGGCUCGCAGGGCCUCUUGCAGGGACCUUUGUGCAACCUUUAGUAGGUAUACUCAAGGAUAGAUACGGCCAUUGUCAACGGCUCGUGACGGGUGGGAUCAUCUGUCUUAUCAUCGCGCUCCUGGCGUUGGGCUGGGCCCCCGAUCUUGUACACCUGGGCAAAAGGGGGCCCGUACUAGGCAAGGCUGUGGCCAUCACCGCAAUAGUUGCUCUAAAUAUUGCUAUCCAACCUGUUCAGCUCGGUUUACGCACGCUUAUUAUCGAGACUUGUUCCCCAGAUCAACAGACUUUGGCUUCCGCGUGGGCAGCCCGGAUGACUGGGGCAGGGAAUAUCAUAGCCCAGUUCGCCGGAUCUGUCGACACGAGGAAACUGAGCUUGGUUCUAACCGGAUCGCAAUUCAAGAACCUGUGUUUAAUCACCGCUUUUAGUCUAAUGCUGACUAUUUUUGUGCUGGCAUUCAUUCUCCGUGAUGAGUCACCUAUCUCCAAAGUUACUGUGUGUUCUCGUCCUCUACAUGUGUCGAUGGAUGCACUCCGAUCGGCCUGGAAAACGCUCCCUCAAGGAGUCAUUGGUGUCUGGAAGGUCCAAUUCUUUUCUUGGAUGGGGUGGUUUCCCUUUCUGUUCUAUGCAGCCACCUACAUUGAAAGCCAUUUAGGCGAGAUUUCAGAACAAACCCGGGAGGCAACUCGCGACAUAAGAGUAGAAUCGCUACACUUCGGCCCCCAGGCAAUGUUAAUAAAUGCCUGCGUGUCCUUCUUCGCCAGUCUUCUCAUGCCCGCUGUCUGGGACUACCACCAGCGGUCGAGAAAGAUAGACGCUCGAUCAACCCUUAUGAGCGUCUGGAUGGUUUCUCAAGUUCUCUUCGGGGGCUGCAUGAUCGGUCUCUUUUUGGCCUCAACGACAGCGACAGCCACAGCCUUGAUGGGAAUUCUUGGAAUUUGCUGGGCUUGCACGGGUUGGAUUCCAUAUGCGCUGAUCAGCACUACAAUUUCUCAGCGCAUCGCGGGCACACAUUCGAGUGAAAUUGCGACGACUGGCGCUCCAAGACCAGGGCUUGUGAUGAGUUUGCACAAUGUCUCAAUUGCUGGUCCGCAGAUUCCGGCGGCUCUAGUCGCUAGUUUGAUCCUUUAUGCGGUCCCCGAGUCCAGCAGUCCGCUUGCUUACGUUCUCCUAGUAGGCGGGUUCUCGGGGUUGAUUGGUGCGUGGAUGAUUCUCGGGAUUGACUCGAUGGAGUUCUGAGUCGGGAUAUGCAGGAAAGGCUAGCCAGAGUGAACGGAACGCCAUUGAUGAAAUACUCAUGAUUUAUAUAUUGUUGUUGGAUUCCAACUUCCAGGCUCGGUGCAAUACUGUAACUGAGUUUUGUGAUGAUUCUGUCAAUCCCUACCCAGCCGAUAAGGAUAGUCGUGAUGUAUUCGCUCCUGGCAAUGUCAUUGUCAAGACAAUCCACCUGCAAGUGAUCGACUAGUACUCAUACGAUAAUGC